AUUUAAUGUAAUGUAUGAAUGAAGCUCCUUAGCUUUAACAAAGGACAUUUAAUGAAAAAUUAGGACCUUCAAAUCAAGAAUAAAUGAAUUUAAACUCUUAAAAAUAGGUAAAAGGCUUGAAUUGCUAUAAAUCAAAUAUUUUAAUUGAUAAAAGUGAACCUUUUAUUGAAUAAAAACAUUUCGGCACUAAUUAAACUUUUAACUAUUAAGCUCAAUCACUAUAAUAAGGAAAAGCUAUAAACUUGCUUAAUUAAAUCUAAAAUAAGCAAUAAUAAAGUGAAAUUGAACAAUCUAGAAAAGAAAAAGAAAGUCGCAUUUAAGAUCUAAUGAAUAUUGCAUAAAAGGCAGUUUAAAGAAGAAAGGAAAGAAUUUUUGAGAAAUAUUUGUAGCCCAAUUAAAAUAUAAUUGAUGACUAACUAUGA
This is a messenger RNA of Paramecium octaurelia, 422 nucleotides long. NCBI's taxonomy places the organism in Eukaryota, Ciliophora, Oligohymenophorea, Peniculida, Parameciidae. The record is from the annotation of a GenBank genome assembly.